AGAUUUCUAAUGUGCCCUGGAAUGCUUGGAUUUUGUAACGGAUAUUAAAUCAGAAUUUGAGGAAGCAUUGGAUGACAUGAAUAUCAACGGGUAUGUAACCACUUCUGCAUACACAAAUAGAUUUGUGUGGGUUUCUAUUAGUUUUGCAAAACAAAACGGAGGUUGACAGCGCAGAGUGUAUACAUACGGGAAAAGAUGAUAAAUUUUUUAAAGGUUUCUCCAAGCUUUGUAUUUGCAGUGAGGGCUUACGUGUUUAUGGGAUCAUUCGUUGGUUGGUGGUGGCAUAUGCCAUGCCAUGGUGAUGAUAACAGCCAGGGGCGCAAGGUGGUGGCAUAUGACAAUAAUUCCCACAUUAUAUCUGCUCAUUCAAAAGUGCUAAUCAAUCAAUCCAACCAAUUGAAACCAAAAGGAGUAAAAAAAAUUUUAUCGAGGAAGUCCACUUCCAAGAAGAAGAAGAAAAAGUAAAUUUAAGGAAAUAUUAUUUCUUUUAGUUAUUAGUUUUGGGGCUGUAAAAUAAGCUUUUGGUUUAUUUUUUAUUUUUUUACUCUUUUUGUUUAGACGUGGAUGGUUUUUAUUGGGUUUCGGCACACGUAUGAGGCGGAGGCUUAUGGGAAACAGAAUCUGCCUGACACGCAACUUCCCCUAUAUAUAUAUAUAACCCUAAAUAUAUGUACCGAAGAUCGCGUCUGUAAUUUCUUUCAUUCAAUUUGUAAACGAGAAAAGAAGAAAAGCGAUCGAGCAUCCACCCAAGUUCACGUCUUACCUUAAAGAAAAUCUUAAAAAGAAAUUCUAGAUGAAGAUUGUUCAACAAAAUCUCACUCUUAACCAACCAGGAUCAGUCAAGAUCAUCCUGGAAGAACACGACGAUCUAUGGCUUGUUUACAAUCUUAUUGCCAGAGGCGACACGAUCGUCACUGAUACCGCCAGGAAAGUUGUUCGCAACAAAAGUUCUGUCACCAAUGCCAAUAGGAAAGAUUGCUUCCGAGUUCAAAUCAAAAUCGAAAUCAAAAUAACAGAUGUUGAUUAUGAUGAUGAUUCGUCUGCGUUGCGCGUGCGGGGUAGGAAUCUCGUGGCCAAUGAACUCAUGGCCUCUGGCGCAUAUCAUACCUUGAAGAUUGAAAAAAACAAAGAGUUUGAUCUUACAAAGAAAUUAUGGGACUCGGAUGCCAUCGAGAAUUUGCAUAAAGCUUCUGAAAAAGCAUCAAGAGCCGACCUAGCAGUGAUAAUCAUACAAACAGGGUCGGCUCAAGUGUUUUUGAUAGGAAACAAGGUUACAACCCUUUGUGCAAAGAUUGAGGCUUCAAAAACCAAUAAUAAAACCGUCUCGAAUAAGUUUUAUGCAGGGAUUUUUCAGGCAUUUGUAAAGCAUGUGGAUUUCAACACCGUUCGUUGUGUUGUGUUAGGAAGCCCUGGUUCUAUAAAAGAAGAGUUUCGGGGUUAUUUGUUCCAGGAAGCACAAAGGUUGAAGAUGAAAUCUAUAGGAGACAAUAAGUCACGGUUUGUAAUGGUAAAUAUAGGGAACAAGAAUAGUUUGAAAGAGAUUUUGCAUGAUGACCAAGUUAUGGGUUUGAUUAAAGAUACGAAAGCGGUGAUGGAAAUCAAGGCUUACAAGGAGUUUUCGGACUUGCUUUUGACAGAUUCGGAUCGUGCAUGUUAUGGUCCAAGGAGUGUAGAGACGGCACACGAGAUGAUGGCAAUUGAGGCCCUUCUGAUUACGGAUGAUUUGCUUAGGAGUAAAGACAUUGCAUUGAGGCAAAAAUAUAUGGAGUUGGUGAAAUCCGUGAAGAAAGCAGGAGGGAAAGCCAUUGUUUUCUCCUCUACGCAUGUUUCAGGGGAGCAAUUAGCGCAGUUGACUGGUAUUGCAGCGAUUCUGAGGUUUCCAUUGCCCGAUCUUGAUGAACUAAUACUUUAAUUAUUUUUCUCAUUUUAUUUCAUUGAGGUUUUUUUUAUCAGAAACCAAUUUUGUCAAUUUGACCAUGAAUUAAUGGCAAUAUCUUGCUCCCAAUCAAUUACCUGUAUGUUACUGCUAAAUUUUCAUCUGUCUAUAUAUUCAAAUGCGUAGAUUACUGAUUAGUCUCUUGAUGUGCUAAAUUUUCCAUCCAAAGUAUUACUUUCGGAUUUAGUGAAACCCUAUUUUUCAUUUGAUCAUUUCUUAAACUCCAGAAGAUAUUUCUGUAGGGUUUGUUGCAUGUAUUGGUUCCUUAUUCAGUUUUGAAACUUCCCUUGGUUAUUGACUCAUUCACCCUAUCUUUUUUAUCAGUGAAAACUAUUUUGUUAGGCAGCUUCAUUCAGUUUCAAGUUUUGUUUGUAAUUUAUAGAAGCAUCCAGGAAAUUUUCUUUUGAAGUUAUGCAAAGAAUGGGAUAUAUAAUUAUUGCAAGCUGGUGCCUUUCUCUACUUUUAAACUUCAAGGACUAUCAUUGCUCUGUAUGAAAUUUCUUGAAGAAUCUUCCUUUUUUUUUCUUUUUCUUCUUAAUGUUAUAUGUAUGGUUGUUUGGAUUCUAGCAAUUUCUCUACUUUUCUGCUCUGGAAAUUAGUCAUUUCAAGAUUGUAAAAUUUUUGGCCCAAACAUGUUGGGAAAUUUAUGAAAAAAGUGACCCGGUUUUGCCAAGUUUUGAUGUCAAAUAUACAAAUUUGUAUGUAAAGAACUUGGAUCCAGAUAUCACAAAUUAGCUUUUGCAAGAUAAAUUUUCUGAGUUUGGGAAAAUUGCUAGCCUGGUUGUAGCAAAGGAUGAAAAUG
Molecule: messenger RNA, 2738 nt
Organism: Durio zibethinus
Lineage: Eukaryota; Viridiplantae; Streptophyta; Magnoliopsida; Malvales; Malvaceae
Product: protein PELOTA 1-like
Biological process (GO): nuclear-transcribed mRNA catabolic process, non-stop decay; nuclear-transcribed mRNA catabolic process, no-go decay; RNA surveillance
Cellular component (GO): cytoplasm
Source: RefSeq, a predicted model, not a curated record